AGAGAAGCACUCGGUGUUGCGCUACAUAUAUACUCUAUAUAAAUAGUCAGGCACUUCGCAGUGAUCCUAUAAAUGUGUAAAUACAAUCACGUAAAUACUAGGUAGAGAGUAACACUAGUGAAUGUAAACAUUUUAAGCAAUUUCAUGAUUAUAAAUAGUCAUGUCCAAAAUAAGGGAUGAAAUUAAAAGAGAAGUACCGUCAAGACCGCACGUAUCGCGUUCGCAGGCGGAUAUACAGCGCCUGAAGUUAGAAAAAUUAAUGAAGAAUCCUGAUAAGAUCAUCGUCAUACCCGAAAAACCCAAAGGACGUGGCCCUCCGGUAGUACCGGAUUUCGUUCGCAAUGUGAUGGGAUCAAGUGCUGGUGCAGGUUCUGGAGAAUUCCAUGUUUAUAGACAUCUGAGGCGCAAAGAAUACUCACGGCAGCACUACAUGCAGAAACGCGCCGAGUGGGAGCAACUAGAAUCCGACUAUCACAACAAAAUAUCCGAAAACCAACAAAAAGCCGAUAUGGAAACGGCAAAGAAACGCGCGAAACGAUUGAAAAAGAAACAAAAGAUGAAACAGGCUAAGAAAAAACCCCAAAAGGAGGAAAGUUCAUCGGAAGAAUCCAGCACAGAGGAAAGUGAUGAGGACAAAACUGAACCUGCAGCCAUUAUGCAAACAGAUACAACAGAGGACAAACCAGAUGACAAUGCUGCAGUUUAGAAUAAUAAAAUUAUGUAUAUUA
This is a messenger RNA of Dalotia coriaria, 728 nucleotides long. Its product is annotated as PRKR-interacting protein 1 homolog. The record is from RefSeq and is a predicted model, not a curated record. The coding region runs from base 161 to 706 and encodes 181 amino acids. Lineage: Eukaryota; Metazoa; Arthropoda; Insecta; Coleoptera; Staphylinidae. Gene Ontology annotation, molecular function: protein kinase binding; double-stranded RNA binding; protein kinase inhibitor activity. Gene Ontology annotation, biological process: negative regulation of protein kinase activity. The transcript is spliced from 2 exons. Gene Ontology annotation, cellular component: nucleolus.